UGUAAAGUGCAUCUUUAAUGAAGCUUCGCUACUUGAAUUGACUUUCUGAACUAAAUCGACGCUGAUGAUGGAUGGCUGCUUUGGUGCGCUGCACGCUCCUCCAUACAGACGCACGUGGGAGGGGCCAGAGCGGCGCUGUUUUAAAUCCACACGUGGUCUCCGUCUCUGAGGCUUGUUUAGCAGCAGCAGCAGUGAGCGCGGCUACAAACUUCAGACCGAACUCAUGCCAGCGCGCUGCACACGGCCGCCGCUGCUGGGGUAAAACUGGACCGGACGGAGGCUCUGAAUACUCGGCGAAAAUGCCAUCUCAUCGUCUCAACCAGUUUUCCGAACUGGAGGACAUAGUGAGCAAGCAUCUUCUCAGUCUUGACCUCGGAGAACAGAGCAGACCGCCUCCCCCGCUGAAUCUGGCCGCGGGUUCUCCAGGUUACGUCCGCCAGCUGUGUAGAAGCGACUCGGUCCCCCUGCCCGGCCUCCCUGCUGAUGCUUCAGAGGGCCUGAGUCUGCCCUCCAGCCAAUGGGGGCAGCCAUCAGACCGUCCCGUACCCUCGCAGCUUGCUGCCAAUUCUAACCAUUGGGGGAAGUUUGCCCUUCUCUCCCAGCGCUCUGUCAGCCUGGUGGAGACGAGGAGCGUGCCGGGAGCAAGUCUAGACUGGUCCAGGACCGAUCCGAAGACGUCCCAAAGUGAGAUGAGCCCCGCUGCUUUACAGGCUGCCGCCUCCGCUUCAUCCAACUCCUCGUCGCGCUACAAAACCGAACUCUGUCGGUCUUUUACCGAGAACGGCCUGUGCAAGUACGGCGGGAGGUGCCAGUUCGCCCACGGCCCAGAGGAGCUGCGCGAUCUUAACAGACACCCAAAGUACAAGACCGAGCCUUGUCGCACUUUCCACACCGUUGGCUUCUGCCCGUAUGGGAUCCGCUGUCACUUUAUCCACAACGGCGAGGAGGAGAAGAAAGCCGCCUUCUCUCGCUCCUCCUCUGCAUUCUCCUCCUCCCUCAACAUUCCUCAGCAGCCGGCAGGUUCCUCCUCCUCGUCUUCUUCUUCCAUGCACUCGCACAGGCCUCCCCUCGUCCGGCAGAGCUUCAGCUUCGCUGGGUUUCCUUCAGCUCCUCAGUAUGUCCUGCAGUCUGUCCUGAGCGGCCACACGCCUCCGCCACCCGCCGCAGCCUCGUUCACACGCAGCUCGUCCGGCUCCGCCACGUCCUGCGCCGACAUCACCGACCUCCUCUCCAGCGCCUUCCUGGGGCUGGACUCGGCCUUCGAGGCGUCCAGCGCGCCGCAGUGCCAGCCCCCCGCGCCCCUCGUCACCCAGGCCGACCUGCGCGCCCCCUUCCUGCCCUCCCCCGACUCUGGCUACUCCCCCAGCGGACUGUCUCCCACCGGCUCGCCCUCCCUGCGACAGAGCCCCGGUGCCCCCGACGUCCCUCUGGGGUCGUUGGGCGCGCGCUCCCUGUCCUACACCUCCCUGUCGGACCAGGAGGGCGGCAGCUCCGCGGGCUCGCUCAGCGGCUCCGAAUCCUCCGGGGGGAGCACCGACAGCAACGGAAAACGCCUGGCGGUGUUCAGUCAGCUCUCCGUUCCUUAAGAUGCUGCUGGUUUUCCGCCCCUCGCGGGCAGAAAGCUUUAAAAUAAGACGCGCCUGUUCUAACCUUUAAUCUCUGUAUUUCAGCCUGACCAACAUGUAAGAUGUUCUCCGCACCCCGUGUGGCACGUUUAAAAGAAAAACGACUUUAGAUUCCCCCCCGGUGCCUAAACUAAACGAUACAUAUCAGAAUAGCUGUUUUACAUUGACAAAUAGGUUUUUAUUCUUUAUCUAAAUAGUUUAAAUGUGCCAUAAAGGCAGACUGACCAAUAAAAAAAAAAAAGAUUUAGAUGAGACCAGCUUGGUUUGAACCCAUCAUCCGUUUGCUUGUCUAGUCGUUUUAUGAAUGGUUUAAAGUACCAGACGAAGCCAAAGAAGAUGUUUUUGCAGCUCCGGCUCCUCGGUCACGGCGGCACAAACUCGGUGGCCAACGUUCAGGAGUCUGCUCCAAUAACUGCGCAGUGUUGUUCGUUAGCUUGUGAAGUAGUUCGGAUUUUUUCGUUGUUUUUUUUUUGUUAUUUUUUUGUAAUGUGCAGUCUGAGGUCGUGUUUAGAUGACUGGUUUUAAACCUGAACCUUUUUUUUUUUUCUUCUCUCUUUCUUUCUGGGAAGCAUUAAUUCAAACGGUCUUAUGUGUUACCAGCUUGCAGGCACCAGCAACAUGUCUAAUCAGCAGAUGUAAGCUACGUAUCGAGUCACAAAUGAGAUGCCAGUUAUUGGCGCUUGCCUUUGGUGUAUUUAAAGCGAAUCCUUCUUAACAGCUCUCUUGUUUGCCCCGUUUCAUGCGCUAGCGGUGUAAUUAAAUUGAUCCUUUAUUUGAUUCUUUUUCUCCUUUCUCGUUUCCCCCCCUCUGCUGGUGCACUGUUGCGUCUUUCUUGAACGUUUUAGCCAAUCUUUGCCUUGUUGAAUCUCUCUGUCAUUCAGUAUUAAUCAUUGCUGUUACGGCUCCAUACUGUUCUCUUGAUAAGAGCCACUUGAAAUGUGUCUGUUGCCUUACCGAACUAGAGCCAGCAUACUGUAGAGGUUUAGGGCACGUAUGCUUAGUGUUUUAGAAACAUUACACAGCUGUUUUUUUUUUUUUUUGUUUGUUUUUUUUGUGCGUGUUUACAUUGUAGUUUGUUAGACGAACAGGCGUCGUGAUGUUCCUGGUCUAUUUAAGAAUCGCUUUUUUUUUCGUCGACAAGUUUGAGACCUGUUUAGAGAUGAAAGGUGACUGUCUUUAGUAAAUUAAUUUCUUUAAUUUAUUUUAUCGUAUUUAUAGAGGACUUCUCAGUUAAUUCUUGUAUCGAGUUUAAUAUAUUUGGGUUUCUUCUGCCUUUUUUUUUUUGUACUGAAAAUAAAGUUUCUUUUUUAAAAAUA
Fundulus heteroclitus (mummichog) is the source of this 2941-nucleotide messenger RNA. RefSeq lists its product as uncharacterized. Gene Ontology annotation, molecular function: metal ion binding; mRNA binding. The coding region runs from base 72 to 1586 and encodes 504 amino acids. The record is from RefSeq and is a predicted model, not a curated record. The transcript has 2 exons. NCBI's taxonomy places the organism in Eukaryota, Metazoa, Chordata, Actinopteri, Cyprinodontiformes, Fundulidae.